Molecule: messenger RNA, 450 nt
Organism: Drosophila hydei
Lineage: Eukaryota; Metazoa; Arthropoda; Insecta; Diptera; Drosophilidae
Gene: Cox17
Product: cytochrome c oxidase copper chaperone
Exons: 3
Coding region: 130-360 (76 amino acids)
Biological process (GO): mitochondrial respiratory chain complex IV assembly
Cellular component (GO): mitochondrial intermembrane space
Molecular function (GO): copper ion binding; copper chaperone activity
Source: RefSeq, a predicted model, not a curated record
GGCAACUAAGCAGCUGUUUGACGUGCGCGUGUGUGUGAACUUGAAAUUUGUUAUUCGUGUGAAUUGUGGUGAAAUAAAGUGCACAUAUAUUUUAAAUUUAGUCUCCGCGUAAAUAACAUACACACAAUAAUGGGCAGCAGUUCAUCAAAGGGAGUCGGAGUCGUGGAGACCGCUGCCGCAACGACGGCGUCUAAUGCAGCCGCCGCCGGCGGCGACAAACCCAAAUGUAAAGCUUGCUGUGCCUGCCCCGAAACGAAGCGCGCACGUGACCAGUGCAUUGUGGAGAACGGCGAGGAGAACUGCACAAAGCUAAUUGAGGCGCACAAGCAAUGCAUGCGAGAUGCUGGCUUUAACAUCUAAGACCCGGAUGCGGGGCCGGUGGAGCACUACUUAGCAUAAGACGGCAGGCUCUCCCCACCCACUGGCGCGUUAACUUAAAUUAAUAUCUCU